AACUUUGUCCCCUGUGUGGGUUGUUUUUAGUAAACAUCCCCGUCACUUCCCCAUUUGGCUGGAGCUUAUCCGAGUGAACGGGACAAUCCUGGACUGCUCCGGGACGGAGAGAGAUGACAAACAUGACUACCUCACCGGUUCUGCUGCUUCUGCUGGUCCUGAUACCAGACUCCUCAACGCUGAUUAGAUCUUCAUCGGAGGAGCGAUUCCUGCGCUCGCUGGAUCAAGGGGACGCUGUGUUUUAUUUUGGGUCGUCCUCCGCAGAUUCAGUGGCAGACUUUCAGCUCCUCUCGCUUGCCUGUCCCUCUGUGGAGCUCCACCCGGGGCCCUGGCAGUGCUCCUUGGAAGCCCAGGGGAGGGUCAUCCUGCUGGGGAUGAGAGAGGGAGAGCUGCGCCUCUCCUGUCCCCCCGGAGCGGAGAGCGUCCUCGGUGCCACUCUGGGUGAUGUGGGCGCAGAGCCUGCCACGUGCUGUCAGUACCCUCAUGUCCUACAUCCACCCUCAUCCAAGGGAUUUCUCUCCAUUUGCUUUGGGAAAAUGCGAGGCAUGGUUGCCUUGGGGACAGAAGGGCUGUACAUUCAGCCUGUUCUCCAGAAACACGUCCACCUGACAGUGGAUCCAGGACAGGACCCAGCCCGGACAGGAGCCCCACACAUGGUGUUCCUGCUGCCUCUCUCUGCUCCAGCGGCUCACAGGCAUCCUCUAACCCCCACACACGCUCACAGUGAGGGCAGGAGGGAGCGCCGGUCUGCCGUGGUACCUGAUGUGACCCACCUGGAGCUUCUGGUGGUGGUGGGUCCGGAAGUACAGCAGGUCCACAGACAGGAUACAGAGAGAUACAUCCUCACCAACCUCAACAUUGCAUCAGAGCUUCUGAGAGACAAGACGCUGGGGGCUAAUAUGAGGGUCCAUCUGGUCCGCAUGAUCAUCCUCUCAGAGCCAGAGCCAGAGAUCCAAAUGUCCGCCAACAUCACCUCGUCCCUCAGGAGUGUGUGUGAGUGGGGCCGCAGAGUGAACCCGUCUAACGACACAGAUCCCUUACACGCAGACCUCCUGCUCUACAUCACAAGGUUCGACCUGGUGCUGCCCAAUGGGAACAAGCAGGUGAGGGGCGUGGCCCAGCUGGGCGGAGCUUGCUCCAGCAACUGGAACUGUGUGAUUACAGAGGACACUGGCUUCGACCUGGGCAUCACCAUCGCCCACGAGAUAGGCCACAGCUUCGGCAUCAACCACGACGGGAUGGACAACAGCUGUGGGAGGAGUGGCUUCAUGAUGGCGUCCGAUGGAGGCUACAACAGUGUGGACCUCACCUGGUCGGCCUGUAGCAGAGAGCAGCUUCACACAUUCUUCAGGCAGGGGAAAGGGGAGUGCGUGAAAGACCUGCCCGUGCUGGAAGGCUCCCUGCAGGACUGGAAGCCAGGCCUCUACUACGGGGUGGACGACCAGUGCCGGAUUGCUUUCGGAAGCACCGCCACGGCCUGUUCUUUCUCCAACCCGGACCUGCCGGUGUGUCGAGUUCUGUCUUGUCACGUGAUCCCCGGAGACAAGAGCUCGUGUAAACGCCUACUCGUGCCCCUAUUGGACGGCACGGAGUGUGCACCCAAUCAGUGGUGCCUGAAAGGACUCUGCGUCUCCCCGGACAACCUGGGCUCCUCCGUGGUGGUCCACGGCUCCUGGUCCAGCUGGUCAGAGCUCUCCUCCUGCUCUCGCACCUGCGGAGGGGGCGUCCAACACCGCACCCGGCUCUGCAACAACCCCAGGCCUGCAUUCAGAGGGAGGGAUUGCGAGGGCAGAGACACAGAGGCCGGACUUUGUCACCAGCAGGCCUGUGAAAGGAGUCAGCUGGACUUGAUGGCAGAACAGUGUUCCCUGACAGACCCCCAGCCCCUCUCCCUGACCCCUGGCACUGCUAACCUCUACACAUGGAUCCCCGCCCUGGGCUUUGUCACAGGAGAUGAGCAGUGCAAGUACAUGUGUCAGUCCGAGGGAGAAGACUUCCUCGUGAGCCGUGGUUCUCAGUUUGUGGACGGGACUCGGUGUGAACCGGACAGCCCCGCUCCUCUGGGCUCCACGCCCGCCUGUCUGAGGGGGAAGUGCCAGCUGUUUGGCUGUGACGGAGUGUUGCAUUCUGGGAAGGUGGAGGACAUGUGUGGAGAGUGUGGGGGAAACGGUUCAUCCUGCAGCCUUGUAUCUCAGUCAUAUACCGGCGGCCAGGCCAGAGAGUACGCCACUUUCUUGACCCUGCCGAUGAACGCCACCCAGGUCCACAUCGUGAACGAGGCUCCAGUCUUCACUCACAUGGCGGUGCUGGUGGGAGGGCAGUACGUGGUGUCAGGGCACGGCAUCAUGUCUCUGAACAUCACUCACCCCUCCAUCUUGGAGGACCAGCGCCUGGAGUACCGCAUCUAUCUGACCUCUGACCUCCUGCCUUACAUGGAGGAGCUGAAGGUGCCUGGACCAAUAAGAGAGGAGACACACGUGCAGGUGUAUCGGAAGUACGGCAAAGAAUACGGAGGGCAGACCAGCCCGAACAUCACCUACCGGUACUACGCUCCUGGUGCUCCACAUGAAGCAGGGUCGGCUGAGGGGCCCAGAGGCUCCUGGUCCUCUGUCCCCACACCCUGCUCUGUCACCUGCAGCUCAGGAGUGCAGAAACAUGUGUAUGUCUGUGUUGAUGGAGACACCAAGGAGCAUCUGGAUGAACGGUUCUGUGAGAAGGCUCCUCCCACACCGCCUCAACAGACAGCCUGUCACCUCCCAGCCUGCCCCUCCAGAUGGGAGGCGGGGGAGUUUGGACCCUGCAGCGCCCCCUGUGGCGGAGGAGAGGCGCUGCGCCCUGUGAGGUGUGUCCAGAGGCAGGGGGGAGAAGUGGUCCAGGUGCCCACCUCAGAAUGUCCACCUGACUCAGCCCCAGCAACUACAGACAGCUGCAACCUCCAGCCCUGCCCAGCCAGGUGGCACGCGGCAGAGCCCGGGGAAUGUUCGGCGGUGUGUGGGCCAGGCGAGGCCAGGCGUGCCCUGACCUGCGUGCGGUCGGAAGGUGGUCGGGAUUCGGAGGUGGACCCCAGCUUGUGUCCAGAGGACCUCCGGCCGCCGGACUCUGAGCCCUGUGUGGUGGACGUCUGUCCGGUCGGCUGGGAGUCUAAGGGAGAGGCUCUCCUCGCGCUGAAGAAGACGCCAGGUUUGACGCCCCGCUCUGGGCCUCCGCGCCCAGUGUACGUUUGGAGCCCUGUCAUUGGCCAGUGCUCCAAGACCUGUGGCAACGGAACCUUGCUGGUGUGGUUCUUCUGCGUGGACCACCAGACCAGACGAGCGUCGCCAGAGAUGCACUGUGAGAGCUCCAACAAGCCGGCUCCGCGCUCCGAGGCCUGCAACCCCUCCCCCUGCCCCCCCACGUGGCACUAUAAGGAGGGCGCGUGCAGCGUGACCUGCGGCGGAGGGGUCGCCAACAGGGUGCUGUACUGCUCUCGGCAGGGCGAGGAGGAGGGCGAGGAGGAGGUCGUGGAGGACGCGGAGUGCAGAGCCUCGCACAAGCCCCCGGCUGUGGUCUCCUGCCACACCAACAGCUGCCCUGCGCGGUGGAGGGUGCAGAAGACGGGAGCCUGCUCGGUGACCUGCGGUCUGGGCGUGGCCCAGAGGAGCGUGGCCUGUGUCCAGUUCGCCCGGGGGAGGGAGGGUCCGGUGGCGGAGGAGGCGUGCAGCGCUGCCACGGUGAAGCCAGCCACAGCCGUGCCCUGCCUGCUGCAGCUGUGCACCUUCAGCUGGGAGGCAAAGGCCUGGGGCCAGUGUUCUGUGUCCUGUGGCUAUGGGGUCCAGUCCAGAGCGGUGUGGUGCAUGGGCCCGUCCACCGCCCAGCCCCUCAACCCCAUGCUGUGCAUGCACAGGCCCAAGCCCAUCACCAUCCAGGCCUGCCGCUUGGCAGACUGCCGGGACCCCCAGCGCCCCACCCACCUCCCCCUCGCCACCAGCCCGCCACCGCCGAUGACCAGCCAAUCAGCUGCUCCGAAGAAAAGGUCGGAGGUCGCUGCUCCUCAGGAAAGGCCUUUCCUGCCCCCGCUGGACCCGACAGAGACACCCCGGGACCCCGCCACCACCCCCCUCCCGCUUCACCCCUCAGAGACGACCCUCCCUCACACGCCCUCCUCCGCCCCCUCCUCCACCCCCAAAACCAGUGUGUGUGGUCGGUUGCUGCUGCAGGACUCGGGUACCGUGGACCUGAGGCAGGAGACGGGUCGGUGCAUCCUCUCCAUAGGACGCCCGUUGGGCGAGCUCAUUCACAUCAAAGUGGAAUCCAGCGCCCUGAACUGCAAGAAAAAGGAAUACGUGACAUUCUACGACAGGCUGGCGCUGAACAGGAAGUGCGGGCCGAUGGCGGGUACCGUGCUCACGACCCGCACCAACGUCCUGCUGGUGAGGCAGAACCUCGUAACCCCCGGCAACGGCGUGUUGCUCACCUACAGCAGUCAGAAGAACAGCAAAAGGUCUCUGCAUCAGGAAACGUGUGACACCCAGCUGUUUGGUCCCAGCGGGGUCAUCGAGAACCCAACAAUGACAUCCGUCUCAGACAGUCACACCUGCAGGGUCCUCAUCAACGCCCCCCCCUCUGUGAAGAUCCGGAUCCAAGCCCAGAGCUUAGAGCCUGUGGUGAAUGCCUCCUCCACCCAGGACACAUACAUCAUGAUACGGGACGUGGAUGUUUUGAAGACCAAUGUGUUUAAAGGACAUCAGCCCUUCCUCUGGCUGUCGUCAGGGAGCAUGGCAGAAAUUGAAUUCCACGGAGCUUACCUAUACACCACCGGGAGCUUCAAGGCUGAAUAUUCCUUUGUUCGGCCCUGACUUCUCUCCUGUGUUCUACCAUACACUAUUUAAAAGUACACAACUUGAGAGUUCAUUUGAGAAACAUUGUUUGCUUCGCUUUAAUCAACGCUGUCCGUUUUUAUAACAUGUUAAGAGGAUUAUUCUAUUUACAAAAUGUUCUGCUGCCUUCAUCCUUUCAGUAUUGAAAAAAAAUGUUUAUGAACGUUUAUGUUCCUAUUUUGUUUACAUUUUGUGGGACGUAAAGGCACAUGUUGUUAGGUUUUGCUCUCCCAGACAUAGCUUAUUUGCUGAAAACUAAUUCCUAAAAACACACAAAAAACACAUCUGUAUUCUUUAUA
This is a messenger RNA of Osmerus eperlanus (European smelt), 5155 nucleotides long. RefSeq names its product ADAM metallopeptidase with thrombospondin type 1 motif, 13 (gene adamts13). The record is from RefSeq and is a predicted model, not a curated record. Gene Ontology annotation, biological process: proteolysis; extracellular matrix organization. NCBI's taxonomy places the organism in Eukaryota, Metazoa, Chordata, Actinopteri, Osmeriformes, Osmeridae. Gene Ontology annotation, molecular function: metalloendopeptidase activity. Gene Ontology annotation, cellular component: extracellular matrix. The coding region runs from base 114 to 4835 and encodes 1573 amino acids. The transcript has 31 exons.